AAUUUGCAUCCGGUUAGCUUCAGCUUGUUCUUUGAUCAAUGGCAACUACAACCAGUUCUUGUUCCUCUUCUAUGAGUCUCUUCUCUUCUCCUUUGACUAUUGGUCAACUUAUUGAUGUACUUCAGUAAUCUGUUGAAAAGAUGUGGUUUCCCUCAGACAAGAUGGAGGGCACUAGGACUGAGACUAGGACUACUCAAGAACACACUGGACGUCAUUAAAAGGGACAAUGACACAACAGAUGAUUGUUUAACUGAAUGCCUCUCCCAGUGGUUGUCCAGAGCUGAUAAUGUUAACUUUAAAGGUGGAACUACCUUUGACUCACUGUCAGAUGCUCUUAAAUCUAUGAAUGAGAAUGCCGCAUCUGAUAGAAUAAAUCAAGAGAAAUGUAAAGCUAAGGCUAUUGAUAUAUUCAGCACUCAUCAUCCACUCCUCUCUCAGUCUCUCUCUGAUCCUGUCAGUGUAGCUAUUAUGCUUCAAAGAGAGGGUGUCAUAUCAAGACAAGCAUUGGCUACUGUGGAAUCAGCUAGUCCCUCUGUUCCUAAUCAACGUAAAGUCCUGUUAGCUGCCAUUAGAGUAGCUAUUCAAAGCAAGUAUAGUUUACUACAAACAUUUGCUAGUGUAUUGUGCAAGUUCACUGGUAAUGCAAAAAUAGGAACAGUUAUACAAAAAGACUAUAAUACACAAUUUUCUACUGAUGAUUUUGUUAAUAUUGAAAUAAAAGAAGAUUCAAGCACUGGAACAAUCACACCAUCAUCACCUCACACACUAACUGCACUAACAGUUGAAAUUCCUGUUCGAAAGAGUAAAUCAAGAGAAUUCAGUUCAAUAAGAGCUUCACUGGCUAGAAUGAUAUUUAAAGUGUCCAAAGCUAUCACACAGAAAUCUCCACCUCUGAUUGACCUAAAGUCUCUCAUUUGUCUCUUUAAUUCUGAUCUAAAAGGAAAGCUAGCUGAGUGCAAUGAUAUAUCCAGUGUAGUGCAUGUGAUUGAAGGAGAGUGUUCAUUGACUGAUAUUGAACUGUUAGAAACUGUAGUUGAAGAAUUUGAAGUCACUGAAGCUGAAAGAUACAUUGAACAAUACAAGACAUCAUUGGAAGGGUUCUGUCACUCAAUUUCGAUUGAUCUUUGCUUGAAGGAGAAGUUUGAUGCUGUCAAUACAAACCCUUCUCUUAAAUGUGAAACAGCAACAUUUGUCUUGGACUGGAGACCUGAUGAGAAGAAAUUGAAGGAUAUUACUGACAUUCUUUCCGAAACAUCCGGUAAAUUUGUAAAGAUAAAGUAUAUUGAUACUGGAUACUCCAUUGUGGUCACUUGCUCGUUCCCUCACUCUCUCACUGGAGUUCUCAUCAUAAAAUUGAGUGAGAAUCUUGAAUUAUUAAUAAAGAAUGGUCUAAUGAAGCUUACUGUUGGAUACUGCACAAUAUGGAAGAAACGAAAGAUACAAGAAAUACAGAAAGCACUGGAAGAGGAUGUACCUCAUGAGAUAAAGGAACAACCUCAUGAUACAAAUGAAGAGAGAGUAGCAAGACUGGAGAAGAAAGAAACAGAAGGAGCAACACCUCAAUCAGCAAUUAAUCAAGAUAUACAUGUAGAACAAAUUGAUAUAAGUAUGACAAUACUUAAUACACAAUUGAAAAAAGAAAUAAAAAUGAAUAAACAAUUAAAAGAAACAUUAACAAAAAUGAGAGUAAAGGCACUUCAGGAACAUGUGUUAUUAGCAAUAAAUACUAGUUCAGCAUCAUACAGCAUUAGAAAAGGAAUGAGAAUGGAAAUAGAACAACUGCAAUUAUUAUUCACACAUAAAACUGGUUUACUGGAUCAGAAUAAAUCAUUAAUAAAUAUUAAAAGGUUAAUAGCUGAACUACAAGAACAGAUAUCAUUAAUGAGUGUCCAUAUACAUAAUAAAAGAGAAGAGAAUGAAGAAUAUAGAGAUGUAAUAAGAAUGAAUAAGCCAACAGCAGAAUCUGUUUUUAUUGCUCGUUAUGGCUAUCGUGCAGUGUAUAGCAAUCAAAUAUCAUUCAGUAAGGGAGAGGAGCUGGAGAUAUAUGAGAAGCGGAGUAGUUUUUGGUGGAAAGGAAGAUCCAUAGUGUCUGGUGAUGUAGGAUACAUUCCUAGUAGUUGUGUUUACUCAAUGCUGGAGUCGCUUCAAUUUUUAGAGUUUAUAAUGUCUGUGGAGAAAGUGUCCCUUCCUAUUCUACAGAAGAUAAGGUAUGAUUCAUCUAGUAAUGAUGAGAAAGCUCCUCUUUUCUUGGAAAUUAUUAAUGAUGAUCCUAUUAUGAUAUCUGGACUGAGACAAGACAAGGAGCAACAUGAUAAAUGUGUCACUGGGAGUGUGGACUGGUACAGUGACAGUGUAUCCCUUUACUAUCCAUCUCCAAUUCAGUGUAAUGAAGUGAUUAGUAAUAUCAAAGAUCACGAGAAGAUAGUCCUCCACUUCUCAUCUACUAAUAGUACAGUAGCUCUGCUGUCAUCAACUAAACUGCAUACACUAAACCUGAGGAGACUUGUGAUAUGGACCACCCCAUUAACUAAUGAUUGUAUCCAGUACUUGUGUAUACUACUAACAAAUAAUAAAAAAAUACAGGAACUAGUUAUCAGUAACCACUCCAUCAGUGAUAGAGGAGUUACCAAUGUCUGUCAAGCACUUAAACACAACACUACACUUACCUCAUUAAAUCUUUUUGAUAAUCCUCUUAUUGUUAGUGGACAAGCUCUUUCUCACCUCCUCAAUAACUCAUCACUAGUUGAACUAGAUCUAAGAAGGACUUCAUUGACUACCAAGUCAAUACUACUCAUCCUCCAGUCAUCAAGUAAUAAUGAGAUGAUGAGGAGACUCAUGCUAGACAAGCGACAUGAAGAGACCUGUAUUAAUACUUAUCCCAACUAUCACCUCAUACAAGACAGAGUAGAGUGGAAGUACUAAUCACUCUUCAUUUGAAUUUAUUAAGAAUCUCUUGAUACAACAAUUAUUAUACCAAGUUAGUUCAUCUUCACCAAUAAGCAACCAAUCAGAAUACACUACUUUACAUGGUAGAAGGGGGACCAGUGGUACAUUAUAUUAUCAUCAUAAAUCUAACACAUAAACAUCUCUUGAUCUCUCAUCAAUCUACCAGUAUUUCUCUCUCCAGUAUAUACAGUGUAUACUGUACAUUCCUUCUCUUUCUGACACACACUCAUGUCACUGUCUCUGUCUUUUUGCUGUCAUCAUUUCUUUCUAUUUCCCUCUCUUUCAUUUCUAUCUCUCCCUCAGUCUUCAAUAACUUUUCUCUAGCUGACCUUCCUCCAUUUCAGCAAAUCAGUCUUAGGAUAAAAAUAUAAAGAAUUUAUUUUUAACAUAAAUUUUUGAACAAUUACCGUAUAGCCAAAAAAUUUCGUGAGGAAUAAAUUUUCGUAUUUUCGUGAUUACUGCUUGAAUCACGAAAAAUUAAACCCCCGAAAAUAAAUAUUAAUUGAGAGGCGUGGUUAACCACGCCUUAGACUAAUAAACGUGCCCUCGUGUCAAAUCGUGUUCUCGGUCAAGCUGAUGUCUCUGUUACUCUGUAUUGCUAUUUUAAGCAUACUGCCUAGGUCAAAGAUGAUCUUCCCCAUCUCUGGUGUCCACACUGAUUUGUAGACAUGGUGCCCCUUGACACAAGAGUCCGUCUCAAACCAUGUUUUAAUUAAAUAAGGCGUGGUCAUUAUUAUUAUUAUUAUUAAAAUAAAAUCACGAAAAUAUUUAUCACGGAA
Molecule: messenger RNA, 3725 nt
Organism: Amphimedon queenslandica
Lineage: Eukaryota; Metazoa; Porifera; Demospongiae; Haplosclerida; Niphatidae
Exons: 14
Coding region: 115-2922 (935 amino acids)
Biological process (GO): nucleocytoplasmic transport; activation of GTPase activity; signal transduction
Cellular component (GO): nucleus; cytosol; perinuclear region of cytoplasm
Molecular function (GO): GTPase activator activity; small GTPase binding
Source: RefSeq, a predicted model, not a curated record